Molecule: messenger RNA, 2591 nt
Organism: Cryptococcus amylolentus CBS 6039
Lineage: Eukaryota; Fungi; Basidiomycota; Tremellomycetes; Tremellales; Cryptococcaceae
Exons: 4
Coding region: 254-2236 (660 amino acids)
Biological process (GO): regulation of transcription by RNA polymerase II
Cellular component (GO): chromatin
Molecular function (GO): DNA-binding transcription factor activity, RNA polymerase II-specific; RNA polymerase II cis-regulatory region sequence-specific DNA binding
Source: RefSeq, a predicted model, not a curated record
UCUUCCUCUCCUCAACAUCCUCCUACUCCACCCCACUAUCCACUCGUCUCACGCGCUCGUCCAGUGACGGCCCUACUUUUACACCCAUCUUGAUCAAUCCACCCCCGACGCUCAUCCAACUCUCGGUACCAGGCACCAGUCACCGCCGAUCAGGUCCAUCCCGCUUCCUGUCAACUUCUCUCUAGAACACGUCGUACCUUGGCAUCCCACCCCGCCCACACUAAAAAAAGGCCUCUCGUCAGCCUCUACUAUUAUGAGCUUUGCAGCGCCUGAAGAGCGUUACAACAACUACAACGCCUACCGCCCCCCCACCUCUUCCCACGGCGCGCCCGUCUCCCCCGACCAGCGUAUCCACUCCUCCCACGGCUACGCCAAACCGCCUACCCACGAAUCCCCGAGCCAGGUAUAUCAAGACCACCCGCUCGCGCCUGUUCCUUCUCACGGCUACGCACCCCAGAGCCAGCCCAUGACGCCCUUGACGUCGAAUUCGUACCCGCCCGCCAACCAGGCUGGGUCGUACUAUACCAUCCCGGGCCAAGGCCAGGCUCAAGGCGAGGCCAUCCCGUCCCCGCCGCCGAGCAGCGCGAAUCCGGUGAGGCCGGAUACUGCCAACAGCGGCAGUGGAGAGUUUGCGGCGCCUGCGGCGCCGACGCAGACGACAGAGGGAGGGGUGCCGAUUGUUCCUGUUGGCGUGUCGGGCGGCAAGUUGUUUAGGUGUAGAGGAUAUGGAGAGUGUGACAAGGUUUUCACGAGGAGUGAGCAUCUUGCUAGGCAUGUUCGCAAACAUACGGGCGAACGACCAUUCCCAUGCCAUUGCGGUAAAGCCUUUUCCCGUCUCGACAACCUGCGCCAACACGCCGCUACUGUCCACUCUGAGCAAACUGGCCUGAACGAGACCAUGCUCGCCUCCCUCGGGCCCAUACACGCCGCCCUCUCCCAGCGGGCGAGCAAAGAGCAGCGCAGAAGGGGCGAGGUCGUCGAAGUACCCAAGAAUGCCGUCGAGCGAAGACAGAGCGAGUACCGUACCCGCGGUGGCAGCGCCUCGUCCUCCCAGCCGAAUGCGGCGCAGGGUACCGCUCCUCCGAGCCAGACCAACUCGCCUUACACGGCUUAUCACGACCCCCAAUGGGCCUCGCAGCCCCAUAGCCGACCGAGGACUUCGGGGGGGUAUGAUUACCCGUAUGCUGCUGCGCCAGACCAUCAGCAAAGUAUGGGCGAAGACGCAGGGCCGUCGAGGAGGCCCGGGUCUGCGGCGGGGUAUGGCUACCAACAAGAUUUCUACGCCGGCGCCAACGGCCGUCCCGGGUCUGCUGCAGGCCCGCCCCCAGGCGAGAUGGGCAGCCUGCCAUACCCUUACCGACCCAUGUCUUCCCAAGGCCGCGACCUGCCCGUGCCCACGCACUAUGCCGAAUCCGAACCCCCCGCCUCGGCACACGGUCCCCCCGAAUCACCCAUGUACGCCAACGUGCCCAACCCGCAACAGCCCGCGUGGUCGUCCCCGCCCACGGGCCACUCGGCGUAUCCGCCGCAUGACGCGGCGGCGUACCCGGCGCCGGAGGGGUACGCUUAUAGCAGCCAGGGGGGGCAUGGGGCGUACCCCCCGAGGGAGGAGGUGUAUGAGUACCCGCCCCAGUCGGCUGGGGGGUGGCAGGGGGGGUAUCCCCCGUCUCAUGGGAGUUAUCCUCAAGGAUACAACAAUGGCGCGCACCAGCCCGAUUCUCCUUUCCAGUACAACGUCGGUCAUCCCGGUCACCCUGGUGCGCCCGGAGCUCCCGGAGCUGCUGCUGGCGCGCCCCCGGCAGGCGCAGAGGGGGGGUACUCGUACAGCAGUGGAGGGUACGACCGUAAACGCCGGGCGGAGGACGACGGUGGUGAUCACGACGCGCGGAAACACGCGCGACACGCGUCGGGCGGGCAAGGGCAAGGGGCAACGGCGGCGGGGAACGCUUCUGCCGUCAGCCUUAAUGCUGCUUUGGAAGCUUCCACCGGCCCUGGUGCGCCUGCGCCCGGUCCCGGUGGUGCUGUGAGGGGGGGCGGAGCGGGGGGAGUGGGAGGGGGCGGGAUGGAUUCGUGGUUGCCGCCGACGACGGAGAGGAGGGGCAGUCUGGCGAUUAGUGCGUUGUUGGGGAGCCCGAAGACUGUGGCGGAGCUUGAUGGUGCGGGACUUGGAGCUGGAGCUGGGGAGAGGGCGUCGCCGCCCAAGGAAGUGGAUGGGAAGGAGGGCGAGAAGAAGUGAGGGCAGUGAAGGAGUUGCUUUUUCUUCUGUGAUUGCCUUGGAUUUGAUUUGUGCGGGGCGUUCUUUGAGUGUUUACAUGACCAGGCUGAGCUGAGCUUGGUUGGUAGUCUUCUUUUCCUUGCUUUCUCUCUUUCUCUGAUCUCUCUCUAUAUAUCUGUUUAUAUUUCCUUCUCUCGUCUUGGUAGUUCUCGAAUCAGUCUCUAGUCUUUGCCUUUCCAUCUUCUUUCCGAGUACGUAUUCCCAAACAAAGUACCUUAACGAUGACAUGACUUUUCUUUCCCCGUCCGGUUCACUCACUGAGUUACUUGCUUAUUGGCUAGCGGUUAUUGGUCAAGAACAUACGAAAACAAUGGCC